Messenger RNA from Nylanderia fulva, 2127 nucleotides. RefSeq lists its product as uncharacterized. Gene Ontology annotation, molecular function: zinc ion binding; nucleic acid binding. The record is from RefSeq and is a predicted model, not a curated record. NCBI's taxonomy places the organism in Eukaryota, Metazoa, Arthropoda, Insecta, Hymenoptera, Formicidae.
AUGUCGAGUGACCUGCAGGAACUGCUCGUCGAGCAAUCUGCCACGAUCGCUUCAAUCAAGCGAGUACUUUCCAAUUUUAAAAAACUUGGCAAGGCGAACGUCACCUUAUACAAGGCGAAGAAUCGACUGGAAGGCCUGGAGACCUUAUGGGAGAAGUGUCAACAGCUGAACGUCCGGCUUCUCCUCGCAGCAUCACCCGAGGAACAACGAACGAACGGAUACUUUACCGCAGAGGUCUUCUUCGAGGUUGAGGACGUCUAUCACGAAGCCGCGGACUAUCUCGCUGAUGUAAUCGGUAAAUUCACUCGAUGCGAGUCGAACGCGGCUCACUCGGUAAGCGACACCUCUAUACGGGAACCCUCUAUUGCGUUGCAAUUACCUCGUAUAUCUCUGCCGAAGUUUUCCGGUAAUCUAACGGAGUGGGGAAAUUUUCGCGGAAUCUUCGAGUCACUUGUUGCCUCUAAAGAAACGCUAUCGAACACUCAAAAAUUACAUUACCUAAAGGCGAGUGUUACGGGCGAAGCCGCGUUAUUGAUAAAUCAUAUCCAGAUAACAGACACGAGUUACGACGCUGCGUGGAAAUUACUUGUAGAUGAGUACGAUAACCAAUACGCUAUCAUCUUUGCGCACAUUCAAGCCUUUACAGAGCUGCCGAUUAUAAAAACGGAAACCGCUGCCGAUCUUAAGAGGUUGCGAGGUGUUGUUGCCUCGUCAUUGGCUGCGUUAGAUAAUUUAGGCAGACCGGUAGAUCAAUGGGACGAUUUGUUAGUUUUUAUAAUCUCUCAAAAACUUAGUCCACGCACGCGUAACGAAUGGAAUCUGUUACGCGGAAAAACAAGCUCUUAUCCGACUUACGAAAAUAUUCGUGAUUUCAUGACGUUGCGAAUACGAGGGUUGACGGAUCAUUAUAAAAAUAUCGAUUCUUCGCAAAAUAAAAUUAAAGGUUCUAACCGCUGCAGUUAUAAUCGCGCCUCUGUACACAGCGUGACCGCCGAUAAAUGUUUGAAUUGCCCCGGCAAUCAUCGGUUAAUGCAAUGUGAUGAUUUCAAAGGUAAAUCAGUUGAACAGAGAAUUCAGCUUCUCCGAUCAAAUAAAUGUUGCUUCAAUUGUCUAAAAGUCGGCCACUUCCCUAACGAUUGUUCGAGUCAAAAACGAUGUAAUGUGUGCCGACGAGCGCAUCAUACGCUCCUACACCGGGACGUUAAUGCUCAAAAGACGAAUGUAAAUUCUGUCGCGAAUAAUGCGACGCUCAACGCUCAACCGUCUGCUACUGCCUCUGAGGCCCACGACAAGUCCGCUGUUGUCUCUGUUCAAACGAUUAGCGCUCCGAUAAAAAAUCCACCGAAUGUACUGUUAGCUACUGCGUGGGUGAUUCUUCGCACGGUCGAAGGUCGUAAAUUUAAAAUACGUGCGUUAUUGGAUCAGGGUUCUGCCGUUAGUUUUAUUUCGGAGUCAUGCCAAACGCUGCGCACGAAACGUUACCGCGCGAGAUUACUGGUACAUUGCUUUGGUGAACAAUACAGUGGCGUAGCGAAAGCGCAAGUACCGCUCAAGCUCGAGCCGUGUCAAACGCAAGGACCUUCUUUACCUCUAAAUGCUUUCGUAUAUCAAAAAAUAACGUCGUACGCGGGUUCUCGAAUAAAACCUCUCGAUUCUUGGCCUCACUUAAGUGGAUUAAAUCUCGCGGAUCCCGAUCUGUUUAGCAAUCACCCGAUUCAUCUGCUCCUCGGAGCAGACAUAUACGGCGCUUUGUUACUGCAUGACGUAAAGCAAGGCCCAAGCGGAACUCCAACGGCUCAGCUCACUAAACUAGGCUGGGUCUUAUCCGGUUCCACCGGAACUUCUACUCAAAGAACAGAAUCGGUUCAAACGCUAAAUUGCGUCCUGGACCCUCCGAUAGAUUCUCUGCUCCGUAAGUUUUGGGAGAUCGAGGAGAUUUCUUCCGACUCUCCGCUGUCGGAAGAAGAUCAAAAAUGUGAGUUGCAUUUUAAGGAAAGUCAUACGCAUGCCAACGACGGCCGUUAUAUCGUUCGGUUACCGUUCAAAACCGAUCCUCCGCUCGAGAUCGGUUCUUCAUACGAAAUUACCGCGCUUCUAUAUUCUAAAUUAGAAAAACGUCUAGAUUGA